This is a messenger RNA of Equus quagga, 1242 nucleotides long. It is a transcript of the gene UPRT, whose product is annotated as uracil phosphoribosyltransferase homolog. The record is from RefSeq and is a predicted model, not a curated record. The transcript is spliced from 7 exons. Bases 167 to 1087 code for a protein of 306 amino acids. Lineage: Eukaryota; Metazoa; Chordata; Mammalia; Perissodactyla; Equidae.
UGCGGAAGGAAACGGCGGCGGCGGCCGCUGGGUGAGAGGGCGGCCGGGGCUAGAGGUUCGGAGGAGGCGGGGGCGACGAGGAGAGCACGUGAGCGCUGGCCGCUUCUCCCGGCUCUGCUUUAUCUCUAGGGGUCGGUAGCUGCGGGGACAGCCCAGGGCCCGGUGUAUGGCCACGGAGUUACGGUGUCCGGACUCCAUGCCCUGUCACAACCAGGCAGUAAAGUCUGCCUCUACCCCAAGCCCCGAGCCGCCGCGACCUGGUGACCUGAUCCCAGACCAAGCCGGGGGAAACAGCGCCUCCGUGGCCAAGCUGACUCUCCUCGCCGGGCACGCCCAUUCGAGCGUACCCGCUGAGAGGGACCCUCAGGCCUGUGGCGGCCUCAGCCUUAACUCAGAGAACAACGGUGGCAGUGGCAACUAUGACGCACCAGCCAGCGAUUCCCUCCUAGGGGACUGCGAACUCUCGGGGCAGAUAGGGGCGCAGCUUAAGCUGCUGCCUAUGAAUGAUCAGAUCCGGGAGCUGCAGACCAUCAUCCGGGACAAGACAGCCAGUAGAGGGGACUUCAUGUUUUCUGCGGAUCGUUUGAUCAGACUUGUUGUGGAAGAGGGAUUGAAUCAACUGCCAUAUAAAGAAUGCAUGGUGACCACUCCAACAGGGUACAAGUAUGACGGAGUAAAAUUUGAGAAGGGAAAUUGUGGGGUCAGCAUAAUGAGAAGCGGUGAGGCAAUGGAACAGGGUUUACGAGACUGCUGUCGAUCCAUACGAAUAGGAAAGAUCCUGAUUCAGAGUGAUGAGGAGACACAAAGAGCCAAAGUAUAUUAUGCCAAGUUCCCACCAGACAUUUACAGGAGAAAAGUCCUUCUGAUGUAUCCAAUUCUCAGCACUGGAAAUACUGUCAUUGAAGCUGUAAAGGUUCUUAUAGAACAUGGAGUUCAACCCAGUGUUAUCAUCCUACUGAGUCUGUUCUCCACUCCUCAUGGUGCCAAAUCAAUCAUUCAAGAAUUUCCAGAGAUCACAAUUUUAACUACUGAAGUUCAUCCUGUUGCACCUACACACUUUGGACAGAAAUACUUUGGAACAGACUAAGUUAUUGAAGGAAAAUUAUCUUGUGUAAUGUUACAGUUAUGUUUUGAGUUUCUACCUGUUUUACUAACUCACUUGAGGAAUGGCAGAGAAAAUUGUGUUAAAGAUGCUUUGUAAUUUUUGGAAAUGGGUACAGUAAAAAGGAAAUGCAGUAAAAA